GUAAUCUUUAUUGUGUUCUUAUCAUAUUUUGUGAAUAUAGAUAAUUUUAUUUGUGAGAAUAUGGAUUAUCCAACAGCAUUCUCAACCCUCUCCUUAUUCUCUUCUUUCUCUGGUCACCACCCAUUGUGAAAACCAAAGGAAUUAAAGUUCAUUCAUUUAAAAAAUAAAGUAAAGAUAAAAAUAACAUGCACAACCUCAGCACUCUUUCUUCAUCCUUCUUUCAACACUACUAACUGUUGGUUACGGUGGUCGCAACUUAGGAGAUAAAAACCCGUUCACCCCGAAGGCUUACGUGGCACGUUAUUGGGACAAACACGUCCUCAACAACUUGCCAAAGCCGUCGUUUCUUCUCUCAAAAGCAUCCUCAAUGAGCGCUUCCGACACGACGUCGUUUGCCAAGCUCGCCGCCGUGAACAAACUCUCCACGCGCCUGCCGGAGUUCUGCUCCGCCGCGCACCUCCUCUGCUUCCAGGAGGUCCGGCCUAGCCUCGAGAAACACACCAAAGAUGCCGGUUUUGAAACCUACAACGACGGCCAGAACUUCACCAAUAACGGCAUCUACUUCGCCGGCGGAAUCGACGCCUUCAAAAACUACUCCAAAACCAUUCUAGUGAACGAUUUCCGGCGCUACAGUCGCAGCUCAGCCGGCCACGGCGAGAGCUUCACUGGCUACGGCGAGGACACCAACGUUGCCGACAAGAGCUUCCACACUUACAGCACCAACGCCGGCGGAGGCUCCGGCGAGUUCAAAAACUAUUCCAGCAACUCUAACGUUCCCGACGUGCGAUUCGCCACCUACUUCGAUAGCAUCGGUGGGAGAACACAAUCGUUCUCAAGCAACAACGAGGACGACAACUACGACAGGCAGAGUUUCCAAUCCUACGGCAAGAACUCCGCCGACGCGGCAAACUCAUUCGCCGGCUACGGAACAAACUCCAACGUUGCCACGUUGGCUUUCAUAAAUUAUGGCGUUGAGAUGAACGUUCCAGAAGUGACUUUCAAGAGCUACGCUGUUAGAACUCACGCUAGCACUGAGAGUUUUGCUAAUUACAGAGACCAGGCUAACAUAGCUGAUGACUCGUUUCAAUCUUAUGCUAAGAACACCAAAGAAAGGACCAAACUGGAUUUCAAAAACUACGGGAAUUCUUUUAACCCUGGUUCGGAUACUUUCAAAGGCUAUGCUAAAGGCGCAGAAGGGGAUCACAAGGUUGGCUUCACAACCUACAACGUUAACACUAAUGCUACGUUUAAGGAUUACGCCAAACAGGGCGUAUCCUUUGCUAGUUACAACGUAUCUUUCUCUUCCUCUUCAGAAUCUAAAACUAUUAGAAGCAGUUUUUCUCCUUUUCUGAUAGAGAUAAAUUGUUUCACCCUUUGGAAGAAAACCGUGGGUAUGUAAUAAUCACUGAAUUAUAUAAGCAUGUGUUUGUAAGUGUGUAUUAUAUGUA
Molecule: messenger RNA, 1448 nt
Organism: Glycine soja
Lineage: Eukaryota; Viridiplantae; Streptophyta; Magnoliopsida; Fabales; Fabaceae
Product: polygalacturonase 1 beta-like protein 3
Exons: 2
Coding region: 368-1399 (343 amino acids)
Source: RefSeq, a predicted model, not a curated record